UGGGAAAUAAGAAAACCUGUCCCCUUCCUUUUUUAAUUUUUCUUACGUAAUACAUUUUAUGUCGAUGCGGGCGCUGUAAAAUCACUUUGUGUAAAGGCCUUUAGGUCAAUUAAGACGUUUGGCAUCAUCACCCUGGUGAAAGGUCUGGAGAGCAAGUCUUAUGAGUAGCGGCUGAGGAACCCGGGGUGGUUUAGUCUGGAGGAGGCUGAGGGGAGAUCUUAUCGCUCUCUACAACUGCCUGAAAGCCGGUUGUAGUGAGGUGGGUGUUGGUCUCUUCUCCCAAAUAAGAAGCAACAGAACGAGAGCAAACGGCCUCAAGCUGCACCAGGGGAGGUUUAGAUCGGAUAGUAGGAAAAAUUUCUUCCCUGAAAGAGUGGUCAGGCACUGGAACGGGCUGCCCAGAGAGGUGGUGGAGUCCCCAUCCCUGGAGGUGUUCAAAAAACGUGUAGACGUGGCACCUGGGAACAUGGUUCAGGAGGUGUGGGGGUGUUGCGGUGGCAGUUGGACUUGGUGAUCCUAGAGGUCUUUUCCAACUUUAAUGAUUCUAUGAUCGCGUCACUCCUAGGCAUAGCAACGCGCACCCAACACAUGGCUGUAUAUUACGUCCGCGAUUGCUAGCCUGUUCAAAGCAAAACUCCCCAACGUAAGCAAUUCGGCGACCUUUAUCUGUUACAAGCCGGGAGAUGGGCACCUCGUUCACCAGGCGCCGGUGGGACGUCUGCGCCUGCGCCCUGCCCCGUUCCCCAGUGGCGGGGAGGGAGUGACGGCAGCGCGUGACGCAAGAGCCGGCGGGACACGCCCUUGUGCCGUCAGGCGGAGCUCCGCCUCCCUCCCACUGCCAGCGGCUGCUGGCGUCUGCCGGCCGGCCGGCACAGGACUGUCAGUCGCCGCCCGCCUCACCCCGCCGGCACCGAGGAGAGACCGAGUCGGGCGGCCAUGAAGAUCUGGAGCUCGGAGCACGUGUUCGGGCACCCCUGGGAUACAGUGAUCAAAGCUGCUAUGAGAAAGUACCCUAACCCAAUGAAUCCAUGUGUGGUAGGAGUAGAUGUCCUCGACAGAAGCCUGGAUAAUCAGGGGAGGCUGCAUAGUCACCGUCUUCUCAGCACAGAGUGGGGAUUGCCAAAUAUUGUAAAAGCGAUUUUAGGAACAAGUAGAACUCUGACUUACAUUGAGGAACAUUCUGUGGUAGAUCCAGUGGAAAAAAAGAUGGAGCUUUGCUCAACUAAUAUUACUCUCACAAACUUGGUGUCUGUUGAUGAGAGACUGGUUUACACACCUCAUCCUGAAAACCCUGAAAAAACUGUGCUAACUCAAGAAGCAAUUAUUACUGUUAAAGGCAUUAGCUUGAGCAGUUAUCUGGAAAGCUUAAUGGCAAACACAAUAUCUUCUAAUGCCAGAAAGUUGUUCCAGUUCCUGUCCAUUAUUGAGCUGUCUCCUUGCCUUUGGUCGACAGUAAGGCAGUGUAAGCAGAGGCAUAUUCUUUGAAGAGAUGAAACUAUGUUGGCUUUUGGUCGGGAUGCCCUGGAGUGGGUGAUCAGCAAACUAAACACAGAACUGGAGGAGCUGAAGUCAACACGCGAGGGCAUGAAACCAGCCAUGGCAGCAGCGUCAACAGAAAACUAACACCAAAAAUACCAAGUAACUGACGGAAAAGUUUUAUUCUGCAGACUGCUUUGUACAUCUCCCUUCCAAGGCUGAUCUGCAGAGGUUUUAUAUAUUUAUGAGAAUAUUGGAUCAGCAGAAAAGUAACCUCAUCUGUCAUCUCCACAGCAGCUCCCGUUGCCUAGUGAAGAUUAAAUUGACCUCCUGCAGAUGCUCUUUUCAUUUAAACACUUUAUUUUUAACACUGGAAACAAAACAUUUAGCACAUUUAAAACUGCCUAAAUGUGCCUUUUAUAACAAAGGUAGAGAGUAUGUUACAUUUACUCCUCGGUUUUUCGUACUCAAACUUGAGAAGAACGCAUGUGUGGCAUUAAGGGUUUACCAUGCGAACAUUUGUUCUGUAAAGGGCCGAUGGGUACAAGAGCACUGAAUCUCCUGGUUUAUAAUCUGAUAGUGUCUUAUGACCAUUUAAAGGGAAUGACAUGAGUCAGAACGUGAUACUGUAGAAUCAGAUACCUAUCUAGAGGAUCAUCCCAAAAAGCUAAAACUUGAGUGGUAGGAGCUUCUUUUAUGUUGUUUAAAUGUGCUGCCUGAACAUGACACACAGACACUUUACUUCUUAGAUGUUUGUAUCCAAGCAAAGAUAACGUUUCUAUUGAUGUUAAUAGCCUAAACCAGUUUUUUGGUGGGGAGAAGGGUAUAAUUUAUUUUCAUAUUUAUUAACUUGCCCUAGUUCCUCCCCUCCCUGUGAGGAGAGGAGUAGUAAUUCCUGGAAGGUGCUGGAAAAUACUUCUCUUACUUAUCUCUAAGAAGGGUACUUGUAGGCCACUUGAAUGAAGAGGCUUUGCUCGUCCACUGGUCCUUGUUCUUCACAUCAUGUCUUAACUGAGGGAGAGACCGACGCAAUAACCAGAAGAGUUGAAAUGAGAAAUAAGCGGGAAAUUUGAAAUCCAAAUGGUAAGGUUUCAUGAACGCGGACUUUUUGUGCUCUGAAUGGAGAAAACGAGUACAAGAGAAGCAAAUGGACUCUCCUUUUUGAGUGCUUUCUACUAACUACUGCCUACCAGUGUAACUCAGUUUUUUUAACACUUUUCCAUAUUGGUACAAAAUGGUUGUAGGAUCAUUUUAAAUGCUUCUCAUUAUCUGGAAGAAUACUCCAGUAACUGUAGAAAGUGCUUCCUCUGAAAUGUGCAUAAAUAUGUAUUGGUAACGGUCCUAGCCUUGUCUGGUGAUGUUCACAAAAUUUUCAUAUUUGGUCCAGGUAUGGUAUCCGUUUCUUAGACAGCCCUCUGUUAGGGCAUUUUAACUUAUUUUUUUGGUGUCCACACAAAGUGAAAUACUCGUUCAAGCGGUGAGCAUGUGUUUAGGAAGCUGUUAAAAAGAGCAUGAGUUACUUGUAAAAAAGUAGAAGAGUAAAAUGUUGGUCACUGUUUUGAUCUGGUAAUUUUUAAAAUGUCUGUUGCUUAAGGGAAAAGUCAGCGUUUGUGUUCUGGUUAGCUUGAAAGCGAACAUUAAUUUGGGUGUAACUGUAGUCUCCCUAAAUUACAUGAUCCUGAUAAAUAAAUGUAAUUAAAAAAAUACAUAUAGUUGACAGCAAUUAAAUAUGUACCUAAUAUUUACAUUGCUCUUUUUAUAUGGACCUAAAGCCUUUCUUAUUUUGGAACACAAACUUAGAGCUUAAAGGCUGAUAGCAGCUCCUUUGCAGACAACAGGCUGGCUAGCUUUGGUGCCGGCCAGCUGGUGUGCUUCUCAGGGGCGUGAUACCACUUUUCCUGGGUACGGAGUGCAGAAGAUGUUCUAGCUCCUGGUGGUGUUCUGCUAGGAAGGGGGGUACAGCUGUGGCAGAGCUCUGCAUACAAAAGGAAAAGACUAGUAAACGUGUGUGUGUGUGUGUGUGUGUGUGAGAUGGGAAUUGUCACAGGGCAGGUAGAAAAGUCUUUGGAGAGAUUCAAGUACUGCUUCUGUUUGGAAGAAUUGUCUAAAGCUGCUUCUUGCAUCAAAUUUGAAAUAAUUGCUUAGUGUUGCCUUACAGCUGACUGACUUCUGUACAGCACCUCCCAGCACUAGCUGGUGUCCCAGAAAGGUCACCACAGGCUCCUAUGUUCUGCCUACGGCCAAACUCGCAGGGUCAGUGCCAGUUAUGCAUCAGUUCUCUGGAUUACGUUCUUUGCCCUUCAUUCCCUUCUUCCAGAAACAAAUCCUCAUCUGCUUCUGUUGCAGCAUCUCCAUUGCUUCAUUCCCCACUGGUUUUGGGCUGGUUCCUCUCCACAUUUGAUGCUACUUGGGCACUCUACAGCUGGAUGCUUCGCUUUCCCACCUGUCUGCUGCCCCACUUGCUACGGAUCAGCACCCUGCCUGCUUGUGCUUAGUCCUCUCCUGCUUUUCUCUGGGCUAAAUUGGAGCAAGGAAGCUUUGGGUAGUAGAAAAAGGCUAAUUUCUUCCAGAGGCCAGUUCUGGCACCCAGCUGCCUCUCUCUGCUGCCAGACAGUGCUGCUGCUUCUCACUCUUUUCGGUGUUGGUGACACUCCUGCACCUCUGGCCUUACUGCUCUUCCUGCGGUUGCUCAUUUUGCCAGUGUGUACAAAAGACCUUACAGGCAGUGGUUGCGCUGGGACCAAGUAGGCUCCAGUGUUUUGCAGCUGAAGCAGUUCUUAAUUUCCCAGAAGCUUUCCUGGACACUUUGACUCUUCUGCUUUCUGCCCAUCUUGUUUGCACAUGGGGCUCCCACCCUUCUCCUUUGGCCAUGUGCCUCCUCACCACGGGAUCCGAUGGGAACUCUAGCUGUAUGUUCAGCCACUGCUUUUGAAGCACACUGUUCCCCACUCCUCUUCUGCCGCUGUUAUGGGCUGAGUUGACCCUUGGGGCAAAAAACACCUUCCUUUGGAAUUGCUUAUCUUGGUCCUUCCCUGGGGAAACUCCCCCAUCUUUAUUUACUGGAAAUGGCCAAAAAUAUUUUUUAAAGUCGGUUUUAUGUAAUGUGCAUUGACUGAGGUGUCUGUCAGAGACAGAAAGCUGCGCAUAAGGGAGAGUGCCAGGCUGCUUGUGGGAGCGGGGUAGGGUGUAGCUUUUUGGAUUGGUGCAGAAACAGCCAGCUUUGUAGGAGGAAAAAAAUUUAUAAAGCAGAAAUGGCAUUAAGUCAAUGCUCAUUAACUUGGGAGGAUCUUGAGGCACUGGGGACCAAACAGAAGAAAGCUCAGCACAUGCUGAUUAAUGGGUAGCAAGUGCCAUUUUGAAUAAGAACUCUGCACUUUGAGAGUUGAAAAUAGAACUAAGAGAGUUUUGUGUGUUGGGGGAGGGGGGUUGUUUACUGCUGCUGUUCGAGCCACAGAGGCUUGUGGUGCGGUGUGUCUGGGCCUUAGGCUGCAAGUCAAGGGAAAGGGUGUGGGGGAGUGUGUGGCUGUAGGGAGGUGGUUUGGUUUUAAGAUGGUAGUGCCAGUGUAGCGGGUCUCCAGGCUGGUCAGGAGUGUGGCUGCCCAGUAACCACAGCAGCAUUGCACGCGCCUGCUGUGGAAGGCUGGAGCUGGGGAGGGCUGGUGUCGCGGGAGGAGCCGCGAGGGAAGAGGUCAGCAGGUGCAAUGGCAGGAAGGGUCAUGUUUGUUGGGAAGCUGGGCAAGCCUGGUGCAAGUUACAGCAUUCCUGCAAGACUUGCUUAACACAAGCAAAGGCGCUGACCUGCAGCACGUGGCACGUGUCGGGAAUUGAUGUAUAGCACUUAUCUGGCCCUGGUGCAUGUGAUGCUGUAAUGCUGCGUAAGAUGACGUGACAUUCCUUGAUGUGACGCUUUUCAUUUAACUCUUCAGGUGGAGCAGUGGGCAACACCUUCCUGUUCUUGUAUCUUCCUAGACUGUAAGCUGUGACGGGCAGGACUCUGUGAAGUGUCUGUGUACACUGAGGUGCUAUCUUAAAUAAAUGACACCCUCAGUUUAAAAAAAAACAACAAACAACAAACCAAACCACUUCUGGGUGUAACUGCUGUAAUAUCAACUGGGCUGUUGGUUUUCAGAGAAAAACUGCAGAAAAGCCACAGAAAAACUAUUUGCCUUAGCCUGUGCUGGGUAAGCAGCAGGGCCCGGUACCGGCCUCCCUGGAGCUCGCUGGAAGUUGCCCACCUACUGGGCAGAAGCUCUGCAGGUGACCUUGGUGCCUGCACUGGUAACACCAUGUGGGUCUGGCAGCUGCUUCGCUCUGCAGUAAAGCAGGAGUCAUCUCAAACAAUCAGCCUUGAUUUGUAAAUAAAACCUCAUUUACAAGUCAA
This is a messenger RNA of Phalacrocorax carbo (great cormorant), 5857 nucleotides long. NCBI's taxonomy places the organism in Eukaryota, Metazoa, Chordata, Aves, Suliformes, Phalacrocoracidae. The record is from RefSeq and is a predicted model, not a curated record.